Trichoplusia ni (cabbage looper) is the source of this 5829-nucleotide messenger RNA. RefSeq lists its product as uncharacterized. NCBI's taxonomy places the organism in Eukaryota, Metazoa, Arthropoda, Insecta, Lepidoptera, Noctuidae. The transcript is spliced from 14 exons. Gene Ontology annotation, cellular component: extracellular matrix. The record is from RefSeq and is a predicted model, not a curated record.
UGAUUUUGAUUAUUUUUUAAUUCUUAUCUGUAGUAGUUUUUUUUUAGUUCCAUUAUCGCAUUAGUCUAUCAGCGUCGAUAGCACGGAGAUAUAUUUCCACAGCAAUUGCAAUUGCAAGAGCAGUACAACUUCCCUUUACUAAACCCUUAACUGGGACUGGCAUUCAUCUCCAUGAGGGGUGGUAACAAUUACAAUCUUAUUGAAUAAAAUUUAAGUUCCAGAUAGGAAACUGUUAAAGUAAAAUUGAAGCUAGUAUAGAAAUAGGUCAUCACACAGGAAUUCUAAAAACAUAGUGCACCCAAGUAUAAUGGCAGAUAUUAUUAUAAUAUUAACCUAGAUUGUUUCCACAUCGUUAAAUAAAAGUAAGAGAGUGAAUGUGUGUUAUGCUAAGGGAGUCUAAAUAUUAUGACCUGAGGCAAGGCCGUCAGCUGGUCUAGUCGUAUGCUAAUUCGAAGACAAGUGAGUAUAAAAAUCUAAAACAAUUGUCCUGAUUACCAUUCACUGUUAGUACACAGAGAGUAAUCAACAACAAAAUGUUCUCGAAAAUCGUAGCUUUGUGUGGUUUGGUGGCCGUGUGCCAGGCUGGUCUACUGCCUGCUGCCGUCCACUACUCGUCUGCCGCGGCUGUCUCCUCACAGAACAUCGCCCGUCAUGACCAGCCCGCCCAACAAAUCGCCAUCGCCACCCCAGUAGCCUACCACGCGGCCCCGUCCGUAACCACCUACCACGCUGCCCCCGCCGUCGCCACCUACCACGCUGCCCCCGCCGUCACUACCUACCACGCCGCCCCCGCCCACGUCGCUUACCAUGCUGCUCCCGUUGUCCCUCAUGCUGAAGACUUCGACGUAAGUUGUAUCAAAUUUACACCUGCGGAUUUUGUAAUCCCACUAUUUAAUAAUUGCUGAUAUCUAAUUCUGUAUUGUUAUACACAGGCUCACCCCAAAUACGAGUACAACUACUCGGUUGCUGACGGCCACACCGGUGACAACAAGUCCCAGCAGGAGUCCCGCGACGGUGAUGUCGUGAAGGGCUCUUACUCCUUCCACGAAGCCGACGGCUCCAUCAGGACUGUGGAGUACUCCGCUGACGACCACAGUGGUUUCAACGCCGUCGUCCUCAAAACCGCCCCCACAGCCGCGCCCGUCGUCGUCAAGGCCGCCCCCGUCAUCCUCAAGGCUGCCCCAGCUCACUACUACCACCACUUGGUAGCUUUGUGCGCCUUCGUGGCUGCUGCCCAGGCUGGUCUCCUGGCCGCGCCCGCUCACUACUCUCCCGCUGAAGCCGUCUCAUCCCAAAACAUCGUGCGUCACGACCAGGCUCACGCCGCUCCCCUCGCUAAGAUCGCCGUGGCUGCUCCCGUCGCCUACCACGCCGCUCCCGUAGCCUACCACGCCGCCCCUGCUCACUACUCGUCUGCUGCCGCUGUCUCCUCCCAGAACAUUAUCCGUCACGACCAGCCCGCCCAACAUGUUGCCAUCGCUGCCCCCGUAGCUUACCAUGCUGCCCCCGCGGUUGCCACCUACCACGCUGCCCCUGCCCCAGCUGUCUACCACGCUGCCCCUGCCCCAGCUGUCUACCACGCCGCCCCUGCCCCAGUGGCCUACCAUUCCGCCCCUGCCCCAGUGGCCUACCACGCUGCCCCUGUCGCUAAAAUUGUCGCACACGAAGAGGUCGCUCACCCCAAGUAUGAGUACUCAUACUCGGUUGCUGACGGCCACACCGGUGACAACAAGUCCCAGCAGGAGUCCCGCGACGGUGAUGUCGUGAAGGGCUCUUACUCCUUCCAAGAAGCUGACGGUUCCAUCAGGACUGUGGAGUACACCGCUGAUGACCACCAUGGUUUCAACGCGGUGGUGCACAACUCCGCCCCCACUCCCGCUCCCGUCCACGUUAAGGCUGCGCCCGUGAUCGUCAAGCUUUAUCAAAAUGUUCUCCAAAGUAAGUGCACUAGAACUUUUUUCAAAUAUUUGUUCUUUGUAACCUUAAAAGUUAGCGAAUAUCACUUAAAGAUUAUUAUCCUUCAUUCACAGAUUGUUGCUCUGUGCGGUUUGGUGGCGGUGUGCCAGGCUGGCCUCCUGCCCGCUCCCGUCCACUACUCGUCUGCCGCCGCUGUCUCCUCCCAGAACAUCGUCCGUCACGACCAGCCCACCCAACAUGUUGCCGUCGCAGCUCCAGUAGCAUACCACGCUGCCCCCGCUGUCACCACUUACCACGCUGCCCCCGCCGUCACCACCUACCACGCAGCCCCCGCCGUCGCCACCUACCACGCCGCCCCUGCCCCAGCUGUCUACCACGCCGCCCCCGCCCAUGUCGCUUAUCAUGCUGCUCCCGUUGUCGCUCAUGCUGAAGACUUCGACGCUCACCCCAAAUAUGAGUACAACUACUCCGUUGCUGAUGGCCACACCGGUGACAACAAGUCCCAGCAGGAGUCUCGCGACGGUGAUGUCGUGAAGGGCUCUUACUCCUUCCACGAAGCCGACGGCUCCAUCAGGACUGUGGAGUACUCCGCUGACGACCACAGUGGUUUCAACGCCGUCGUCCACAACACCGCCCCCACAGCCGCGCCCGUCGUCGUCAAGGCCGCCCCCGUCAUCCUCAAGGCUGUCCCCGCUCACUACUACCACCACUAUGUUAUGAGCUCAAUUUUCUUUCGUUAUUGUUUUCAGAUAGUAGCUUUGUGUGGUUUGGUGGCGGUGUGCCAAGCUGGUCUCCUGCCCGCCCCGGCGCACUACUCGUCUGCUGCGGCAGUCUCCUCCCAGAACAUCAUCCGUCACGACCAGCCAGCCCAACACGUAGCCUACCACGCUGCCCCCGCAGCUGUCUCCUACCAUGCCGCUCCUGCUCAUUACUCCUCCGCCGCCGCUGUCUCCUCCCAAAACAUUGUGCGUCAUGACCAACCCGCCCAACACGUCGCAGUCGCUGCCCCUGUAGCCUACCACGCUGCCCCCGCUGUCAGCACCUACCACGCUGCUCCCGCUGUCACCACCUACCACGCUGCUCCCGCUGUCGCCACCUACCACGCUGCACCUGCUGUCGCUCACGCUGAAGAGAUCAACACUCACCCGCAGUACGAGUACAACUACUCUGUUGCUGACGGCCACACUGGCGACAACAAGUCCCAGCACGAGACCCGCGACGGUGAUGUUGUGAGGGGCUCGUACUCCCUCCACGAAGCCGACGGCUCCGUGAGGACCGUGGAGUACUCCGCCGACGCCCACAGCGGCUUCAACGCGGUGGUGCACAACACCCACCCCACAGCCGCCCCCGCGCACGUCGCCCCCGCUCACUACUACCACCACAUAGUAGCUCUGUGCAGUUUGGUGGCGGUGUGCCAGGCUGGUCUCCUGGCCGCCCCCGCGCACUUCUCGUCUGCCGCGGCUGUCUCCUCUCAGAACAUCAUCCGUCACGACCAGCAAGCUCAGCAUGUUGCUAUCGCCGCCCCAGUAGCCUACCACGCUGCCCCCGCCGCAGUGUCCUACCACGCCGCUCCUGCUCACUACUCCUCCGCCGCUGCAGUGUCCUCCCAAAACAUUGUGCGUCACGACCAGCCCGCUCAACACGUCGCUGUUGCUGCCCCAGUAGCCUACCACGCUGCCCCCGCCGUCACCACCUACCACCAUGCUGCUCCCGCUGUCACCACCUACCACGCUGCCCCCGCGGUCGCCACCUACCACUCUGCCCCCGUUGUCGCUCACGCUGAAGAGAUCAACACUCACCCCCAAUACGAGUACAACUACUCCGUCGCUGACGGCCACACCGGCGACAACAAGUCCCAGCACGAGACCCGCGACGGUGAUGUCGUGAGGGGCUCGUACUCCCUCCACGAAGCCGACGGUUCCGUGAGGACCGUGGAGUACUCCGCCGACGCCCACAGCGGCUUCAACGCGGUGGUGCACAACACCCACCCCACAGCCGCCCCCGCCGUGAGCCACAGCCGGUGCGGCGUGGUAGGCGACACGGGCGGGAGCAGCGUGGUAGGUGGUGACAGCAGGAGCAGAGUGGUAAGUGGUGACAGCGGGUGCAGCGUGGUAGGUGGUGACAGCGGGGGCAGCGUGGUAGGCUACUGGGGCGGCGAUGGCAACGUGUUGGGCGGGUUGGUCAUGACGCACAAUGUUUUGGGAGGACACAGCGGCGGCGGAGGAGUAGUGAGCAGGAGCGGCGUGGUAGGAUACUGCGGCGGGGGCGGCGUGGUAUGCUACUGGGGCGGCGUGGUAUGCUACUGGGGCGGCGAUAGCAACGUGUUGGGCGGGCUGGUCGUGACGGAUGAUGUUCUGAGAGGAAACAGCCGCGGCAGACGAGUAGUGUGCGGGGGCGGCCAGGAGACCAGCCUGGCACACUGCCACCAAACCACACAGGGCAACUAUCUGCAAAAAAAAAUAUCAUCUUCACAGGUAGUAGCUCUUUGUAGUUUGGUGGCGGUGUGCCAGGCUGGUUUUCUAGCCGCCCCCGCGCUCUACUCGUCUGCCGCGGCUGUCUCCUCCCAGAACAUCAUCCGUCACGACCAGCCCGCCCAACACGUUGCUAUCGCCGCCCCAGUAGCCUACCACGCCGCCCCGGCCGCUGUGUCCUACCACGCCGCUCCUGCUCACUACUCCUCCGCCGCCGCUGUCUCCUCCCAGAACAUCGUGCGUCAUGACCAGCCCGCCCAACACAUCGCUGUUGCCGCCCCAGUAGCCUACCACGCUGCCCCCGCUGUCACCACCUACCACGCUGCCCCGGCAGUUGCUACCUACCACGCUGCCCCUGCCGUCACCACUUACCACUCUGCUCCUGCUGUCACCACCUACCACGCUGCUCCCGCCCGUGUCGCCUACCACGCCGCUCCGGCUGUGGCUCACGCUGAGGAGAUCAACACUCACCCCCAAUACGAGUUCAACUACUCCGUCGCUGACGGCCACACCGGCGACAACAAGUCCCAGCACGAGACCCGCGACGGUGAUGUCGUGAGGGGCUCGUACUCCCUCCACGAAGCCGACGGCUCCGUGAGGACCGUGGAGUACUCCGCCGAUGCCCACAGCGGCUUUAACGCGGUGGUGCACAACACCCACCCCACAGCCGCCCCCGCCCAUAUCGCUCCCGCUCAUUACUACCACCACAAUAUACUAAUAUUUUUUUUUAACCUACAGAUUGUAGCUCUUUGCGGAUUAGUGGCGGUGUGCCAGGCUGGUCUCCUGGCCGCCCCCGUGCACUACUCGUCUGCCGCGGCUGUCUCCUCCCAGAACAUCGUCCGUCACGACCAGCCCGCCCAACACGUCGCCAUCGCCGCCCCAGUAGCCUACCACGCUGCCCCCGCCGCAGUGUCCUACCACGCCGCUCCUGCUCACUACUCCUCCGCCGCCGCUUUGUCCUCCCAGAACAUCGUGCGUCAUGACCAGCCCGCCCAACACGUCGCUGUUGCCGCCCCAGUAGCCUACAACGCUGCCCCCGCCGUCACCACCUACCACGCUGCUCCCGCUGUCGCUACCUACCACGCCGCUCCCGCGCACGUAGCUUACCACGCCGCCCCUGUUGUAGCUCACGCUGAAGAGAUCAACACCCAUCCCCAGUAUGAGUUCAACUACUCCGUUGCUGACGGCCACACCGGCGACAACAAGUCCCAGCACGAGACCCGCGACGGUGAUGUCGUGAGGGGCUCGUACUCCCUCCACGAAGCCGACGGCUCCGUGAGGACCGUGGAGUACUCCGCCGACGCCCACAGCGGCUUCAACGCGGUGGUGCACAACACCCACCCCACAGCUGCCCCCGCCCACAUCGCUCCUGCCCACUACUACCACCACUGAAAAAACAAAAUCGACUAAUUUAUUCAAUUAAAUGAAAUAGUAAAAACAA